GUUGAAGUAUAAAUUUAAAAUACUUCAAUUCGUUGAUCGGCCUCAUAAUGGAUAAGUUCAUCAUGUUGCCAAAGCCUAUGUUGAUCCUAUAGCAUAUUUUCUAUUUCUAAACCAAAUAAAUAAGAAAUUAUACAAUAGAAAUUUAAGAAAUUUAAAACAUUUGUGAUAAACUAUCCAAAAGAUUAUGCGCACUCCAAGGGUUGAUCAAUCAAAAUAUUAAGAAAGCUAUAUCUCUAUGGUUCAUUAUCAAAUGUUGAGAUAUCCAAUUUAAUCGUUUUGUAGAAUUAUUUAAUAUAUAAGUAAUAAAAUUAAUAUGGGCUGCCAACAAAAUUGGAGGAUUAUUAUAAGACUGUUAAUUUAAUAAAAUUGA
Molecule: messenger RNA, 370 nt
Organism: Paramecium octaurelia
Lineage: Eukaryota; Ciliophora; Oligohymenophorea; Peniculida; Parameciidae
Source: the annotation of a GenBank genome assembly